Messenger RNA from Macrosiphum euphorbiae (potato aphid), 1515 nucleotides. The record is from the annotation of a GenBank genome assembly. NCBI's taxonomy places the organism in Eukaryota, Metazoa, Arthropoda, Insecta, Hemiptera, Aphididae.
AUGAUAACUGAAAGUCUAGUAAGAUAUAUUGCAAAAGACAUGCUUCCACUUUCUUCGGUAGAUGGUAUUGGAUUUCUAGAAUUCAUGAGAACAGUAUCACCAAACUAUGAAGUACCAUGCCGAAAUACUAUUAAAAGAAGAAUGCUUGGACUUUACUUGACCGAAAAAAACCGAGUUGCUAGUGAUUUGAAUGGUAUAGAUUUCAUUGCCUUAACAACAGAUUGUUGGACUAGUAGAUCUACUGAAUCAUACAUCUCAAUCACGGCUCAUGGAAUCACUAAUGAAUGGAAAAUAGUGAACUACAUUUUAACAACCGAGUUGAUGGAUGAACGUCAUACAAGAAUCAAUUUAAAAGAAAAACUGUUGGAUAUUAUACGUGUCUGGGAUAUUUACAAUAAAGUAGUUUGUAUUGUUCAUGACAAUGCAAUUAAUAUAAAAAAUGCAGUUUGUUCUAUGGCUCCUGAUAUAAAAAGUAGAACUUGCUUCGCUCAUUCGCUGCAACUUUGUGUUAAUAAAGGCUUAGAAGAUAAAUCAAUCAAAGAUUUACUGAGUACAGCUUCAUCAAUUGUAUCACAUUUUAAACACUCUACUGUAGCUUCAAAAGCUCUUUUAGCAGCUCAAAAAAAUUUGAAAAUGUCGACAAACAAAUUAGUACAAUCGGUAAAAACCAGGUGGAACUCUGUUUAUGCUAUGCUAGUCAGGCUUAACGAUUCCAGACAAGCUAUUUGUUCAGUAUUAAAUGACCGUACAGUUACUACAAGAACAACUGCAUUGACAUUGGAAUUGAGUGAAAGUAAAUGGGAGUUGUUAGAAUACUGGAUCAAAGUUCUUGAACCUUUUAAUCUCGUUACAAACAUAUUAUCAUCAGCAAAAACUCCCACAAUUUCUACUGUGCAGCCAAUUUUAAAAAGUAUUGUGGAUAAUUUUUUAAAACAUAACAAUACAGAUCUUCAACAAAUUCAAACAUUUAAAAGAAUAUUAACCCGAGAGUUUCAAACAAGAUUUUUCGAUGCUGCUCAUGAAGAGGACAUUUUUAUUUUAAAUAUUGCAUCUUUUUUAGAUCCACGUUACAAAAAUCAUUUCACUGAUAAUAACAAUGAUGGAAUGAUGGAUUUAAUAAGAAAUUUCAUACAGACACAACUAAAUUUUGAUGAUGGUGCUGGAAUUAAUCAAACCGACAGAGACACUGCCCAUCAUUUAGAAAUGACUGCUCUUGAUAUAUUAUUCCCAGACAAUGAAAGAUGCAGUGAACAAAAUGAACUUGAUAAAUAUGUAAAAGAGAAUACAAUAAAUAAAAAUGCUUGUCCAUUAGCUUGGUGGAAAGAAAAUAGUUCAAGAUAUCCAAACAUUUCAAAACUUGCAAAAAAAUAUUUGUGCGUUCCGUCCACCUCAACACCUUCAGAAAGAGCGUUCUCUAACGCAGGAAAUAUUAUAACAGCAAAAAGAAAUUGUUUAUCAGGUGAAACGGCCAAAUGGUUAAUCUUCUUUUCUCAUAACACAAAGCAGCACAAUUAA